Messenger RNA from Trichechus manatus latirostris (Florida manatee), 558 nucleotides. It is a transcript of the gene FABP12, whose product is annotated as fatty acid binding protein 12. The record is from RefSeq and is a predicted model, not a curated record. Gene Ontology annotation, molecular function: fatty acid binding. The transcript is spliced from 5 exons. Gene Ontology annotation, cellular component: nucleus; cytosol. Bases 74 to 526 code for a protein of 150 amino acids. Gene Ontology annotation, biological process: fatty acid transport. Lineage: Eukaryota; Metazoa; Chordata; Mammalia; Sirenia; Trichechidae.
CUAAGCUUGUGGGAAACUGAGCUGGCGCCUGGAAAACCAACCAUAACAAGGCUAUCAGCUUAUCUCAGACAGAAUGGUUGAUCAGCUCCAAGGAUCAUGGAAGUCCGUGUCUUGUGAAAAUUUUGAAGAAUACAUGAAAGAACUGGGAAUAGGAAGAGUGAGCAGGAAACUGGGCUGUCUGGCAAAACCCACAGUGACCAUCAGUGCAAACGGAGACGUGAUCACUAUAAAAACCAAAAGCAUCUUUAAAAAUCAUGAGAUCUCCUUUAAACUGGGAGAAGAGUUUGAGGAAACCAGACCAGGCGGCCAUAAAACCAAGAGUACUGUAACCUCAGACAAUGGCUCCUUGAUGCAGGUUCAGGACUGGGAUGGCAAGGAGACCACCAUAACCAGAAAGUUGGUGGAUGGGAAAAUGGUGGUGGAAAGUGCCGUGAACAAUGUUAUCUGCACUCGGACGUAUCAGAGAGUGCCAACAAACUCAGCCUCAAACUCUUCAGCACUCUCAAAGUGUGAUCCAAACUGCUGAGGUUGUUUAAAUACAACUCCAAAAUAAAACAU